AUGGUAGCCGACGAUGGCGGCAGCAGCGCCAUGGACGCACAUAGCAGUGCCUGCAUUGGGAAUAUGAUAAGGGAUGACAACCACACAACUCCUAUGCCUCCGCUGCAACAGGAAUCCCUCGGCUGCGGUCUCAGCAAAGAAGAAGCCGAGCAGCUUACCAACUUGUAUUUUGACACUAUACAUGAUGUAUGCCCCAUGUUACACCGCGCUAAAUACAUGGAGUCAACACCUCUGUCCAAUGCAUCGAGGCCCAUGACGUCGCUUCAGUAUAUCAUCAUGGCACUAGCGGCUACUCAUUCGGAGCAGUAUAAUCAAACAAGCCCAGCUUUGUACCGGCAAGCAAGACUGCUUGCCGACAAUGGCGAUUCAAUCCAUGCUGAUGCCAGUGAACCAACAGUCUUACAAGCCCAGGCUUGGCUUCUGAUUUCCAUGUAUGAAGCCCAACAAGGAGUAUUUUCACGUGCAUCAAUCAGCUUUAGCCACAGUAUUCGAUUCGCACAAAUGUGCCAGCUACACAAGCUUCCAGAGAAUGACCAUUAUCUCCAAGAGCUGACGGCUCCAGAUUGGCGGGAGAUUGAAGAACAACGUCGAACUUGGUGGGCGCUGUUCAACACUGAUCGCCUCUUGAGCGCCACAACUGGGUGGCCUUCAUUGAUAGACACCCAUGAUAUUUGCACACCUUUGCCAGCCUCUGAGCAGGCUUUUGCAGCAGGCCAAGCUGAGCCGUGUUGCACGUUGCAUGCGUUGCUUGAGAAUUUCGUCCAGCCGACGUCGAUUUUCAAUCGCAAUAUAGUGGCUGCGCAUCUCUUUCACGAAAGUGUCCGACAUACCUCUCACGAUUUCUCUGACAUUGAAUUGUGCGACACGAAGAAUGGCGUCUAUUGGAAACAACAUAGACGACUGGACAAUCAUCUGUCACUCUUGCGUACAGCUAUUUCGGGUACCACUAUCCAACUAAAUUACAGGGAUCCUCACGAAGCCACUGUGCAUUUAUACAUCCAUGCCGCAACGAUACGCCUCCACCAAUCAGCAAUGCAGAGAUAUCAAUCCCUCGAUCUACCAGCGGACUUGGCAAGUCAGUGUCAAGACCGCAUACUACUAGCAGCCGAAGAGAUCGUGCAUAUUAUCAAGGCCACUUCUAAUGCUAAACUGGUGAUGCGGAAUCCUGUCGCGUUAUUUUCAGUCUCCUCGGCUAUUCUCAUCAUGAUGAGCAAUCUUGGCCCGGACGACGACAGCCCCCAUUGCGAGGAUAACCUGGUAUUCUUACUCAAUAUGCUGGCAAUCGCUGGAAGAGACAAUAUAGUCGCAAAAUCAUUAGCCGAGCAGCUCGUAAUCCAGGCAAAAGCAGCAGAAGAUGACGAGGACAUGAAUCAGCAGGCCCUCAAUUUUGCCAUAUCGGGUGCGGGCCCGCUGCUAUCAGUGACGGGCCCCGACGUAUCCUCUACGUCGUUUCGCCUACCAAGCCCGUAUCGUCCAUGA
This is a messenger RNA of Pestalotiopsis fici W106-1, 1479 nucleotides long. RefSeq lists its product as uncharacterized. Gene Ontology annotation, biological process: DNA-templated transcription. The record is from RefSeq and is a predicted model, not a curated record. Gene Ontology annotation, molecular function: DNA binding; zinc ion binding. Bases 1 to 1479 code for a protein of 492 amino acids. The transcript has 5 exons. Lineage: Eukaryota; Fungi; Ascomycota; Sordariomycetes; Amphisphaeriales; Sporocadaceae. Gene Ontology annotation, cellular component: nucleus.